This is a messenger RNA of Drosophila nasuta, 2964 nucleotides long. Its product is annotated as trichohyalin. The record is from RefSeq and is a predicted model, not a curated record. The coding region runs from base 79 to 2841 and encodes 920 amino acids. Lineage: Eukaryota; Metazoa; Arthropoda; Insecta; Diptera; Drosophilidae. The transcript is spliced from 2 exons.
CUGCGAGCAGUAAACCAAUCCAAACCAUCAACAACAACCACUUCGACUUUGACUUUGACUUGCAAAGGACACUCAAGGAUGGCCGCAAAUCCACGAUGGUUGAGGCUCAACGUACUCAUCAUACUGCUGCAGUUGGCCAGGCCACAGCUGACACACUCUGACCUUAGUCAGCGUAGCUCCGAUGACCAGCAUUGCGGCACUCUUGGAUUGCAAUGCACAUCGGAGUCCAUGCAUCGCAUGAUGGAGAAUCGACGCGGGCAAUUGGAUGACUACGACGAGCAUCUGGUAUAUAGACAAACAACGACUAUGCCAAAUGAGGCACGUGACCAACGGCAUGGUCAAGAGCGAGAGACUCGUGUGCGUGCGGAACGAAAUGACAUCCAGGAAAAUCGUGAACUCAUUCGCCAAGCAGAUGCAAUGCGACGUGAGGAACGUGUUGAUGUGUCUCGCAGGCAGGAACGCGAAUCAGGAGAACGCAAUGAGCGAAGUGGUGAACGGGUAGAGAUGCGAAGGGAAGACAAUGACCUCACUCGCCGGCAAGACGAAGAGAAUCGGGAGCGACGAGAGGAACGUGUAGAGCGUGAGCAGCGACGAGUAGAGCACACUGAUCGUCGACAAGAUGAGCGUCUGAUGGCCCGUCAGGAACGAGAUGAAGAUAUGCGUCGUGACCUCUCACGUCGACAGGAACGUGAAGAACGUGAUAUUUCUCGGCGACAGGAACGCGAAGAACGCAUUGAUAUGCGACGUGAAGAGCGUUUUAACAACCAGCAACGAGAGGAACGUGAUGUGACUCGUCGUCAGGAGCGUGAAAGCCGCGAGGAUAUGCGACGAGAAGACUCUGAGCUAACACGCAGACAAGAACGUGAGGAUGCAGUGCGACGAGAAGAGCGCAGUGAUCGCCAAGAACGUGAAGAUAUGCGACGAGUUGACGCUGACCGCUCACGACAACAGGAACGAGCAGAGCGUGACACAUCUCGACGACAGGAGCGUGAAGUACGUGAGGAACACAAUAAUCUGCGCCGAGAAGAAGUUGAAAGUCGUGAAGUCAUGCGACGGGAAGAAAUGGAUGACUCUCGCAGGCAGCAACGAGAAAAUAGUGAGCGACGAGAAGAACGCGAUGAACUCCGAAGAGAGGAACGUAUACAUGAAGAAAUGAAUCAAUCACGCAGACAGGAACGAGAAGAGCGCGACUUAUCCCGAAGAGAUGAACGUGAAGUUCGUGCCGAUAUGCGACGAGAAGAUAAUGAACGCUCACACAGGCAAGAACGAGAGGAGCGUGAUGUUUCACGUCGAGUGGAUCGGGAAACUUCAGAAGACGAGCGUCGGGUUGAAAAUGAUCUUGCACGCCGAGAGGAACGCGAAGAACGUGAUGUAUCUCGGCGACAUGAACGUGAGGAACGAUCAGAACGAAGCAAUCCCCUUCGAGAAGAGCGCGACGAUGCUCGUGAACGACGUGAGGAGCGCAGUGAUUUCCAACGAAUGGAGCGAGACACCUCACGAAGAGUCGAAGACAUGCGACGGGAAGAGCGUGAAGUAAUUCGGCGAGAAGAUCGUGAGGAGCGUGUUGAGUUAAUUGACAGGCGAAUGAAUACAGAAGGCAUGCGACGAGAACAAAAUGAGCGUGAGGUUUCUCGACGACAGGAACGUGAAGUGCGCGCAGAUAUGCGACGUGAAGAUAACGAACGUUCGCGAGAGGAACGUAGCAAUCUUCGAGGAGAAGAACGCGAAGAUAUGCGACGAGAAGAUCGUGACCUCAAUCGCAGGGAAGAGCGAGAGCAUCGUGACCGACGAGAGGAACGCAGUGACCUCCGACGCGAAGAUCGAGAAAUAACACGAAGAAUUGAAGAUAUGCGACGGGAAGAUCGCAGGGAAGAGCGAGAGAAUCAUGAGCGACGAGAGGAACGAGAAGAUCGAGAAACAUCGCGAAGGGUUAGCGAUAUGCGUCGGGAAGAGCGUGAAGCAUCUCGUCGAGAAGAUCGUGCUGAGCGAACAGACAGCCGCAUGAAUGUGGAAGGUAUGCGAAGAGAAGAAAACGAUCUAACGCGCAGGCAAGAGCGAGAAGAUAAUCAACGGCGAGAGGACCGUAGCGAACUUGCACGAGAGGAACGCGAAGUAUCUCGACGAGAAGAUCGCGAAAGCCGGCGAGAAGAAAGGGACUUAACACACAGACAGGAGCGUGAGGAUCGACGACAAGAACGUGAAGUGCGUGACGACUUGCGACGGGAUGAACGUGAUGAUGCGCGCAGACACGAACGAGAGAAUCGUGAGCGACGAGAAGAAUUAAGCGAUCUUCGACGGGAGGAGCGUGAAGUAUCUCGACGACAGGAUCGCGAGGUUCGCAAUGAAAUGAGGCGCGGGCACCGUGACCACACUGACAGACAGGUUCGCGAAGAUCGUGAGCGACGAGAGGAUCGAGAGGAGAGGGAACUUUCUCGCCGAGAGGAGAGGGAAGUUCGACGACAAGAACAAAGCGAAGGACAUGAGCGUGUCGAGCUCAUGGAUAGGCGAUUGGCUCGAGAAGAGAUCGUUGAUCUUACCAGCAGACAGGAACGCGAGCAGCGCGAUGAGACGAGAAGAGAACUUCCAAGGGAGACGAAGGAACAACAGAGAGAGCGGGAUUUCUCACAGCACUUUGUGCGUGAUAAUCGCAAUAGCAAUGUGCUUGCAACAACCAAGUCCAACAGUUGGGUCAGCAAGGUCUGCAGCAAGCAUUGGCUGCUGAUGAUGGGACAGGCGCUUAUGCUGCUGGCACUUUACUCGAAAAUCAGCACGAAAGGAUUUAACCUGAGACAUGUGGUUGGCAGUCAUGUGCACGGCAUUUUGCAUCCCAUCGAAUGCUAGAAAUUGACCCAGGCUGCUAACAACGGACCUGAUAAACUGAAGCGCAUAAGUACCUAAGAAACCGCAACAACAAAAAGAAAAGGAAAACCCAAAAAAAAAAAAAAAACAACAAAUUCGGACCAU